Molecule: messenger RNA, 3291 nt
Organism: Plutella xylostella (diamondback moth)
Lineage: Eukaryota; Metazoa; Arthropoda; Insecta; Lepidoptera; Plutellidae
Source: RefSeq, a predicted model, not a curated record
UGAUUUUGAUUUGGAUUAGCUAAAUUUGGUGGAAAUCUAUGAAAUUUUAACUGUUUAUCUCAUUAAUUUCCCUUAAUGAAAAACUCUACGGCUAUAUAAAUGCAUUGGUUGUGUUUAUAAUGUGCAAUGUCUCAGUAAAUUAUAUAUUGGAAAUUUUAAAUCCAAUGAUAGUUAUAGACCGAGACAACAAAAACAAAUAGUAGUCCACAAAAAUGGAUAAUUCCUCAUCAAGUGUGGCCGAUCACCUUCACAAAUUAUGUUCUACGUUGUCAUCUGAUCCAGAUGGUGCGUAUGAGCUGGCAAUAUCUUACCUGUCGUCCACCGGAGACAAGCCUCGGGGUGUGCAGGACGAGAAGCUUCUGUGCCAGAAAGUGCACUCGCGACUAGCCAGCAUCUCCGCCAGGGAUGCUGACAAAUUUGAUGAAUGCUACCAGAAAGUUAAGAGUUCUUUCAUCUUGAAGCAGAGGUCAGCAGUGCUCAGCCUGCUGCUUGCCCUGUCGGAGUCUCCGCAAUCCCCAGAGAUGUCUACGCAGCAACUGUUCCCCAUUCCACAGCUUACUGUCCCAAAGCCAUUGGCAGCCUCCAGCACUGGAAGCGCUUCCAGUAAGAGCACCAUUGGCUCCCUGAACUGGGGCAACAAGGCCUCCAACUCCAACCAGAGUCUGCCCUCCGACAACAGCAAUAUGGCUAUUGCAACUUAUACUGACCAGCACUCCGAGCGUCAGUGCAUCCGCGAGGCGGUCCUCGCCGCGACGGGGGUGAAGCUGCGCGCCCCCGCCCCCGCGCCGCGCCCCGCGCAGGCCCUGCUUGCCCGCAUCGCGCAUCUGGGCUUCCUGCAUGAUAGGCUGAAGGAGUUCAUUGAUCCCGCCUCCGGGCUUAUGCCGCAAGGAUUGAUGGGCGAAGGUCUAGUGUCCUCGAUAAGAGACGAACUCACAGAAUAUUACCGCAGCGUCGCUCUGCUACAAUCACAGGCGUGCGACAGCGACGGUGGCGGCGGCACGCUGCGGCGCAUGUGCGUGUGGGCGCAGGAGCCGCUGCACCGCCUCACGUGGCUCGCCAACAUCGCGCACACCGCGCACCAUAAGAAAGGUGGCGAGCUGGCGUCGUGCGUGCACCGCUUCGUGCGGCACGGCGACGACCGCGUGGCCACGCUGGCGCGCCGGCUGCUCACUGCACUCACGUAUCCGCUGCUGCUGAUGCUGACCAGGUGGCUUAUGCAUGGUGAAAUAGAGGAUCCGUUCAACGAGUUCUUUAUUGAGAGCAGAAGUGGCGUCCCGAUCGAUCGGAUGUGGCACGACAAGUACAGAGUACGUGAAUGGAUGGUCCCCUCGUUCAUGUCGCGCGAGCAGGCGUCCCAGAUCCUGGCGACGGGCAAGAGCGUGGUGUUCAUGCGAGAGGCGUGCGCGCACGAGCCCGCACCCGCCGCGCAUGCGCAGAGUCUUACUCUACUGCUGCAGCCGCCCACAGAAGGCUCGGCCUGGUGGGAAGCCCCGGAACUGCGCGACGCGGUGGCCUCGGCGCACACGGCGGCGUCGCAGCGGCUGCUCACAGCCCUGACUACACACCAUCACCUGUUGGACCACCUGGUGGCACAUCGGAGGUACCUGCUGUUGGCGCAGGGGGACUUCGUGCAUCAUUUGAUGACUCUGAUGCAAGAUGAGUUGAACAAGCCGGCGUCGUCGCUCUACGUGCACAAUCUCACCUGCACUCUGGAGGCGGCGGUGCGCGCCACCAACGCGCAGUUCGAGCCGCCGCACGUGCUGAGCCGGCUGCACGUCAACUUGUAUCCUAAUUGCGACGGGCGCAUCCAAGAGGACAGCGGCUGGGACGUGUUCGCGCUGCAGUACCGCGUGGACGGCCCGCUCGGCACGCUGUUCCCGGCCGCGUGCGCCGCGCGCUACCGCCUGCUGUUCACGCAGCUGUGGCGAGUGAAGCGCCUCGAGCACGCCUUGCACGACGCCUGGCGCCGCCACGCCAUACUCAACAAGCGGCUCAAGUACAUGCCCGAAGUAUGGGGCCUCAUGCGCCGGGUGUCCUGCCUCCGGGCCGAAGCCCUACGCCUCUGCAGCGCCCUCCAAGAGGCCGGGGCGGCGCGCGCCGAGCCCGCCUGGGCAGAGCUGCUGGCUGGACCCAGGCCACAUCUGGACGCGCUGUUGGAGUUACAUCUGGCGGCUUUAGAACGCCAGUGUAUAGAUGCCAUGAUACAUCAUACUACGCAGGAGCUACAAUCCUACCUGGGCAACGUGUUGAACGAAACCCUGGCCCUGCGCAGCUUUGAGACGACGCUACACGCCGGCAUCACCGCCGAGCUGGACCGACGACAGGCCAUCGAGGAGAUGAAGGGGGAGCGGGUCGCUAGAGGUGAAUACGCAUUUACUGCUGCAGACGAAGCUCAAGAUAAGGAGAAACGCAAGAUAUUCCUCCAGUUCUUGGCCAACAGAAAGGCUGAUCUGAAUGUGUGGGCGAGGACUUACAGGGGCCACGUGACAACCCUAAUCCUAAAGCUGGCGCUACACGCGGAGACGUCGCUCCAGACGCUGGCGUUCCGGCUGGACUACAGCGACUACUACAAGCGGGGCGACGCCAAGCUGCACGAGCCGCUCACCUACCAGCACAAGCGCAUGAGCGAGAUCGGACUCAACUUGGCCAAGAACAAAGUGUCGGAGCGGUCUAAGAAGAAGUGACAGUCGCAGGCGCUGGGUCCCUCGACGAGCGACGCUUGCGCACCGUGGCUCAGCCUGCUCUGUGUGCGGCACGCCUAACGUCCGGUUACUCUGUGUGCGACACGCCUAAAGUUGAGCUACUCGUGUGUGGAGUGCCUAACGCUUGGAUACUAAUCUAAGAUUAGGGCUUUAUAAUCACUUUUUUACAAAGCUUGUAAAACUAAAAACUUACUAGAGAAUGUGCUGUCUUUAAUAUCGAGGAAAUCGAUCUGCGACUUGAAUGGCAUUAUUAAAUAAAAUUUUGUUACUUUCUAAGAAAUAACCGAGAUCUGUGAAGGAUCUCUGCCCCAAAAUGAUGGAUGCGCUAGAGCAAACACUUUGAAUGAAUUUAUUAAGUAUUAAAAUGUGUCAUACCAAGUAAUGUUUUAAAAUAUUACUAAUUAUAAGUGCCAUUAGUUCAUUAAUUGUUUACUUUUUUAUUAAUGUUUAAUUUAAAAGAAAACUCAAUAAUUGCUCUCUAAAUGUUAUUUUAACUUUCAACCUGGAUGAAUAAUUUACUAUCCUAUAAAUCGGAAGUGGCAUGUUAUGUUAAAUGCCGGCUCUUAUAAUAAAUUGUUAUACUAUUUUA